AUGCCCAAACGAAAGCACGAUGAGCUCAGCGCUCCCCCGCGGCCGCGCGCCAGUGACACCCGCAAAUUGUCGAUCCACGGCACCCGAUUGACGCAGAUGUACGAAAAUGGUGUGCAGAUGAUUUCGCGGGGUCUCAAAAUCUCCCGCGGCUUCGAGCGACAGAAGCUCAGUCGCCGAGAGAAGACCGCGAAGUCGCAAAAAGACGAUAAGGCCCUGGCCCGUCUGAAGGAAGAGAUAGAAAUCCUCAAGGGUCUCGAUUACCAGACUGUCUCCGAGCGAUAUCUUUUCAAACAACUGGUUAGGACGAAGCGGAUUGCGGAAACACGGACGUUUGGCGAAUUCCAAGGAGUCAAGAAGGUGUCUCAGGAAGGUCCGAAGAGCACCGCCGAAGCUAACAUCCUUGCCCGACUAUUCAAAUCCACACCCGUGCAAAAGGAAAUUCCAGGUAUAAUGGCCGGAAUCCGCAAGCUGUUGAAGGUGGAUGAAGCACCAGCUGCCAAGAAGGACGGCGACAAGAAAGAAUCUGCAGCAAAGAAGAAGUCAGCCAAGGCCAAAGACGACUCAGAGUCAGAAUCAGAGACGACGACAAAACGCCAGCGCGGCGAGCAGGUCUCCCGUGCAGACGACAUGGAAAUUUCAGGCUCAGACGAAUCCGGAGACGAACUAUCGCAGUUUGAUGCUCGACUUGCACCAGGCUCGGAUUCCGAAGCCGAUUCAGAAUCCGGUGAUGAAGACGAAGACGCAGAUGACAUUUCCGAUUCCAUAUCCCGAUCUCCCUCGCCCGCAUUUUCAGGUGCGGACUCUCCACCACCCAAGAAAGCAAAAGCCACCAAAGGAUCUGUUGCACCUGCGCAGAAUACGACUUUCCUUCCUUCGCUCAUGGCCGGAGGCUACUGGUCUGGCUCUGAAGAAGCCACUGACGAGGAAGCCGAAGCUCAACCCAAGCGGAAGAACCGUAUGGGUCAGCAGGCUCGUCGGGCUCUGUGGGAGAAGAAGUUCGGCGCUGGGGCGAACCAUGUCAAGCACGAGCAGAUGCAGGAGAAGAUGGCUGCCAAGUAUGGUUAUGGCAGUAGAGAUAAUGGAUGGGAUGCCAAGCGUGGUGCUACUGAAGGUCCAAGGGGGAGAGGUGGCAAGCGUGGUGCCUUUGGUGGCUCUGGGCGGUUCAAUAAACACGACGGCUCUGGUCAUGCUGGUGAUAGCAAGCCUGGCAAGCCUGGCAAGCCCAAGGGUCCGCCCCAGGACGAGGGUCCCCUGCAUCCUUCUUGGGAGGCAAAGCGGAAAGCCAAGGAGCAGGCUCCAGCUGCGUUCUCCGGCAAGAAGGUCACUUUCGAUUAA
Molecule: messenger RNA, 1335 nt
Organism: Penicillium olsonii
Lineage: Eukaryota; Fungi; Ascomycota; Eurotiomycetes; Eurotiales; Aspergillaceae
Source: the annotation of a GenBank genome assembly